This is a messenger RNA of Papilio machaon (common yellow swallowtail), 672 nucleotides long. RefSeq names its product plasma kallikrein. Gene Ontology annotation, molecular function: serine-type endopeptidase activity. Lineage: Eukaryota; Metazoa; Arthropoda; Insecta; Lepidoptera; Papilionidae. The transcript is spliced from 4 exons. Gene Ontology annotation, biological process: proteolysis. Bases 1 to 672 code for a protein of 223 amino acids. The record is from RefSeq and is a predicted model, not a curated record.
AUGUUAAGUGUAUAUUUUGUGAAGUCUGACAAAUCUUCAGUUCAAUACACGGAUUGGGUUUGUGCGGGUGCGCUCGUCUCCAAACUCUAUAUUAUAACCGCCGCCGCCUGCUUAGAAGAUGUCCAAUAUCUAUACGCUGUCGCCGGAUAUACUGUUUUGGUGGAAUAUGAAAAUAUUGAUAAAGAUUUGUGCACAAAGCUUUAUAAGAGGAAAGUCAUAUAUACAUGUGUACCGAAAGCUUACGAGUUUGAUUACGCUAAUGUAGAGAAAUGGUCAGCUAUCGAUAUAGGCGUAGCGAAAGUCGAUUCUGAAUUCGAUUUUGAUAAAGGUGCUUGUUCAUUCAGACCUCAGCCUAUAGACAUUAAUUACGAUCCUAAGUAUCAAGUAGCGGGUGUCGACGCAAUUGUCUUAGGCUGGGGACAUAAGUCAAUAUGGAAACAACCGGGAGAUGAAACACGUAUGGUACAAAAGAAUCUUGAUUACGCACCAGUAUCGAUUAUAAACAAAAACAAAUGCAAAGAUGGUUACAAGGAAUUUCCAGAUUUACUAGCAGUGAUAGAUAAAUACAUGAUUUGUACUCAUGGAAAGGGAAAUCUCGACAUCGGAGGUAACAUUAUAGCUACGAUCAAGCCAGAUGCUGAAGGGUGCACCAAUUAUGAGGUAAACUAUUGA